UGUCAAAGCCCAUUGAUAAACUUGAGUUUACAUUUUUUAAAUGCCUUAAAAAUUAUGUAAAACUGUUAAUAAUUCAUAAGUUUAUUGUUACUCAUUAAUAUUUAACAUCAGUAUUGUGUAACAAACGUUAACAUAGCCUUUGACCGACAAUUAUAUGACAAUAACAACUUAAUAAAAUUUUUAAAACCUUGAGCAGACAUGGGUCCAACUAUCCCAGCCGUAACUAAGCUAACUAAUAGUGUAAUUAGAAUUCUAGGAUGUAAUCCAGGCCCUAUGACUCUACAAGGCACUAAUACAUACUUAAUAGGCACUGGUAAAAAUCGAAUCUUGGUAGAUACAGGUGAUAAAAAUGUACAAGACUACCAGAACCACUUGGCUCAGGUUGUGAAGCAAGAACAAGUGAACAUAGAGCAUAUUAUUGUGACACACUGGCACCAUGAUCAUAUUGGAGGAGUUGAAAAUAUUUAUGGGAAAAUUGCUGCUCAACCAAAAAUAUGGAAACAUCCAAGGAGUCACAAUGAUGAAAAAGAUCAAAUACCACCCAUCAUACCUAUGAACUGGUUAGCAGACGGCCAGGAGUUGAAGGUAGAGGGAGCCACUUUAAAGGUCCAUCACACACCAGGCCAUACUACUGAUCAUGUGGUACUUACACUGCUGGAGGAGAAUAUCCUGUUCAGCGGAGACUGCAUCCUGGGUGAAGGCACCGCUGUGUUUGAAGACUUGUACAGCUACAUGUUGAGUUUGAAGAAAAUAUUAAACUUGGCACCUGAUGUUAUUUAUCCAGGACAUGGGAAUGUUGUUGAUGACCCAAUAACUAAAAUAGAAUACUACAUACAACACAGAAAUGAAAGAGAAAAGCAAAUACUAGAGGUACUCAAACAACAUCAGGAUAAGGCGCUGAAUGAAAUGGAUUUAGUCAAAAUUAUUUAUAAGGAUACUCCGGAGCACUUGUGGCCAGCGGCAGCUUAUAAUGUCAGCCAUCAUUUGAAAAAACUGACAAAAGAACAUAAAGUAAAUUGUGUAACUGUUGAUGAUGAAAACAGGUGGCAAUACGCUGGGAACAUGGAAAGUAAUCUAUAAGGAUUUUUAUUAUUACCGUAGAACAAGGUGAAUAGUAUUCGAAGAGUGAAUAGAUACAGAAGAGAGGUGAAUAAAUGUUGGGAAAAUGUUCUAACAUCUAUUCACCCCAUUCCUUUGUCUAUUCACCCUAUGAAUUCUAUUCACCGUUUUACAAUAUUUAAUUUUGUUAUGGCAAUACAUAAGUAUUUGUUGGAAGUGGUAUUUUUACAAUUGUUGGCUGUUAUUGUUUUGAUAUUAUUAAAAUAAUUGAAAGUAAA
Spodoptera frugiperda (fall armyworm) is the source of this 1337-nucleotide messenger RNA. Its product is annotated as beta-lactamase-like protein 2 homolog. Gene Ontology annotation, cellular component: mitochondrial matrix. Gene Ontology annotation, molecular function: single-stranded RNA binding; RNA endonuclease activity. The transcript has 5 exons. The record is from RefSeq and is a predicted model, not a curated record. The coding region runs from base 199 to 1080 and encodes 293 amino acids. NCBI's taxonomy places the organism in Eukaryota, Metazoa, Arthropoda, Insecta, Lepidoptera, Noctuidae.